AUGGCGAAGAUCGCGAACGCCCACCUGCGCUCCUGCAUCCAGCAAGUCCUGGAGGGCUCCGAGGAGAAGAAGCGCGAGUUUCUCGAGACGAUCGAGCUGCAGAUUGGCCUCAAGAACUACGACCCGCAAAAGGACAAGCGCUUCGCGGGCAACAUCAAGCUGCCGCACAUCCCGCGCCCCAAGAUGCGCGUCUGCGUGCUUGGCGAUGCCUUUCACUGCGAAAAGGCUGGUUCGCUCGGCCUGGAUCACAAGAAUGCGGACGGCCUCAAGAACUUCAACAAAAACAAGAAGCUCAUCAAGAAGUUUGCCAAAAAGUACCACGCGUUCCUCGCUUCCGAGUCGCUCAUCAAGCAGAUCCCGCGGCUGCUCGGCCCCGGCCUGAACAAGGCGGGCAAGUUCCCCACCCUGGUGCAGCAGCAGGAGGACCUCUCCAACAAGGUUGACGAGAUCAAGGCCACCAUCAAGUUCCAGCUCAAGAAGGUGCUCUGCCUCAACGUCGCCGUCGGCCACUGUGGGAUGUCAGAGUCGGAGAUUGUGGAUAACCUGAAGCUCUCCAUCAACUUCCUCGUCUCGCUGCUCAAGAAGAACUGGCAGAAUAUCAAGGUGCUCUACAUCAAGUCGACCAUGGGCAAGCCGGUCCGGUUGUACUAGUUAGAAGAGGUGGAGAGUUAGUGACCCACACGGUACGUAAAUAAUCGUUUGCG
Emiliania huxleyi CCMP1516 is the source of this 704-nucleotide messenger RNA. RefSeq lists its product as hypothetical. The coding region runs from base 1 to 651 and encodes 216 amino acids. Gene Ontology annotation, cellular component: large ribosomal subunit. The transcript is spliced from 3 exons. Gene Ontology annotation, biological process: translation. The record is from RefSeq and is a predicted model, not a curated record. Lineage: Eukaryota; Haptophyta; Isochrysidales; Noelaerhabdaceae. Gene Ontology annotation, molecular function: RNA binding; structural constituent of ribosome.